GGAGACGGGGGCCUCGCGGCUCAGCCCCCGCAUCAGAACAGGUCUCCGCGGCGCUCGCCCUUCGCCGAGCCCUACCGCCGAGCCCGCCCCGGGCCGGCGUGCGCUGGUCAUCAAGGCCCAGGCUGCCGCUGCCGCUGCCGCUGCCGCGGCGCGUUCUUGAAAUCAUGAAUCCUGUUUAUAGCCCUGGUUCUUCUGGGGUUCCCUAUGCAAAUGCCAAAGGAAUUGGUUAUCCAGCUGGUUUCCCCAUGGGCUAUGCGGCCGCAGCUCCUGCCUAUUCCCCCAACAUGUACCCUGGAGCAAAUCCUACCUUCCAAACAGGUUACACUCCUGGCACACCUUACAAAGUGUCCUGUUCCCCCACCAGCGGGGCAGUGCCACCAUACUCCUCCUCCCCCAACCCCUACCAGACUGCUGUGUACCCUGUGCGAAGUGCCUACCCCCAGCAGAGCCCCUAUGCACAGCAGGGCACGUACUACACACAGCCCCUGUAUGCAGCACCCCCUCAUGUCAUCCACCACACCACGGUGGUGCAGCCCAACGGCAUGCCAGCAACAGUGUACCCUGCUCCCAUCCCUCCACCUAGAGGCAAUGGCGUCACCAUGGGCAUGGUGGCUGGGACCACUAUGGCCAUGUCAGCAGGUACCCUGCUGACCGCCCACUCCCCAACUCCUGUUGCCCCCCACCCAGUCACUGUGCCCACGUAUCGGGCCCCAGGAACGCCCACCUACAGCUACGUGCCCCCUCAGUGGUGAUCACCCUGCAAAUGUUUGAGGAUGGAGCUGUGCAGUCACAUCUUGGAGGUUCCACAGCUGGUGCUGCAGGCCUCGCGCCUCCAACCUGGACUUUCUUCUUAAUGCUCUCGACACUUAGCUAACACUACUCUGGCCCGGCCCAGCAGGUCCCAGCGCCAUUAGUUUCCAACUGACUCUGUGGGUUGGUCUUAAAGCAAUUCCUGUUUUGUGGGCUGCCUGGCAAUUUUUUAGCUAACUGUAAUGAUAAAAAGGGAGUAUUAAUCUAUUCUGAAUCAUAUCUAGUUGAAUGCAUGUUUAAAAAAAACAAACAAAAAACAAAGCUUGCUCAAUCUACCUGCAGUGACUGAUGCAAAACCAUCAUAUGCAAAACCCAAAGGAAUGGAAAAGCAUUUUACAACUUGUAUCACUAAUGCACUGUUGUAAUGUAUGCAGAGUCUUCAAGUUAUAAGUGUUAAAGUGAAUUUCUUCAUAGAGUAUCUGAAAUCCCUUGGAUGAUUCUUCAGCCUUUGGGGUUGAUGUGGGUUGCCAGUUGGUAACGUGGACUUUGAGUUUUCAGCCAUCUGUUUCUUUCACACUGACUGCACGGGAAGAGAGUCGCAGGGACAGGAAAAGUGCAGGGUGGGCCACCACUGCCUGGGGCACAGCCAGCUUUCUGGACGUCCCUUUCCUUGCCGUUUAGGCUUGCCUAAACAUUGUGGUGUGGACAUUCUUAGAGAUGAUCAUGAAAGUAUAGAGUUGUAUGGCCAGUACAGUUAGGGGCAAGAGGUUGUCUAUGUAUCAGCAAAGCAGUUUUCUCUGCCAUCUCAAUUUUCAUUACAAGUCUCCUACACGUAGAGAUGAGGUUUUCUGUGUCUUUAUUGGGAAAGUCUUAUGUAGAAUUAAAUUAUUUUCCUGGGAUGGAAGAUGUGUGAAGGAGAAACAGUCACACUUGGAGGAGGUAUUGGUUUCUCCUUUGUUUAGCUUAGAAAACCAUUCGUCCCUCCCGCCCCCAGAAGUUUCAGUACGGAAAACAUAUGUGGGCAUUGCUGUCCUCUACCACUCCCCCACCAACGAAGGGCAAAGAUUUCAGCUGUCUGUUACGAAGAAAGUUAAAUAUUUAAAAGAACUAUUAAAAGGGAACAAAACUC
This is a messenger RNA of Herpailurus yagouaroundi (jaguarundi), 1879 nucleotides long. It is a transcript of the gene FAM168B, whose product is annotated as family with sequence similarity 168 member B. Lineage: Eukaryota; Metazoa; Chordata; Mammalia; Carnivora; Felidae. Bases 165 to 752 code for a protein of 195 amino acids. The transcript has 7 exons. The record is from RefSeq and is a predicted model, not a curated record.